AUGCCUGUUAUGAAAGGAUUGCUGGCUCCUCAGAACACCUUCCUGGACACCAUCGCCACCCGUUUCGACGGAACACAUAGCAACUUCAUCCUGGCCAACGCCCAGGUGGCAAAAGGUUUCCCCAUAGUCUAUUGUUCCGAUGGCUUCUGUGAGUUGGCUGGGUUUGCACGAACUGAAGUCAUGCAGAAGAGCUGCAGUUGCAAGUUUUUGUUUGGUGUGGAGACCAACGAGCAGCUGAUGCUUCAGAUAGAAAAGUCUCUGGAAGAAAAGAUCGAGUUCAAAGGAGAAAUUGUGUUCUACAAGAAGAAUGGGUCUCCGUUUUGGUGCCUAUUGGAUAUUGUUCCUAUAAAGAAUGAAAAAGGAGAUGUGGUCCUUUUUCUGGCUUCUUUCAAAGAUAUAACAGAUACUAAAGUGAAGAUUACUUCAGAAGAUAAAAAAGAAGACAGAAUCAAAGGAAGAUCAAGAGCAGGGACCCACUUUGACUCUGCCCGGAGACGGAGCCGAGCCGUCCUUUAUCACAUCUCAGGACACCUGCAAAGAAGAGAAAAGAACAAAUUGAAAAUAAAUAAUAAUGUGUUUGUAGAUAAACCUGCAUUUCCAGAGUAUAAGGUUUCUGAUGCAAAGAAAUCCAAGUUCAUCCUGUUGCAUUUCAGCACUUUCAAAGCUGGCUGGGACUGGCUCAUUCUGCUGGCGACGUUUUAUGUUGCCGUGACAGUUCCUUACAAUGUGUGCUUCAUUGGCAAUGAGGACCUGUCCACAACUCGGAGCACAACGGUCAGUGACAUUGCCGUGGAGAUUCUUUUCAUUAUAGAUAUUAUUCUAAAUUUCCGAACAACUUAUGUCAGCAAGUCUGGCCAAGUUAUCUUUGAAGCGAGAUCUAUUUGUAUCCACUAUGUCACGACCUGGUUCAUCAUUGAUUUGAUUGCUGCCCUGCCGUUUGACCUCCUGUAUGCUUUCAAUGUCACCGUGGUGUCCCUUGUACAUCUUCUGAAGACUGUUCGGCUGCUGCGUCUUUUGCGCCUUCUGCAGAAACUUGACCGUUAUUCUCAACACAGCACAAUUGUCCUCACCCUGCUCAUGUCCAUGUUUGCUCUCCUUGCACACUGGAUGGCUUGUAUCUGGUACGUCAUUGGAAAAAUGGAGAGGGAAGACAACAGCCUUCUCAAGUGGGAAGUCGGCUGGCUUCAUGAGCUGGGAAAGAGGCUGGAAUCUCCAUACUAUGGCAACAAUACGCUGGGGGGCCCGUCCAUCCGAAGCGCCUACAUUGCUGCCCUGUACUUCACUCUCAGCAGCCUCACCAGCGUCGGAUUUGGGAAUGUGUCUGCUAACACGGAUGCAGAGAAGAUCUUCUCCAUCUGUACCAUGCUGAUUGGAGCCCUGAUGCAUGCCUUGGUGUUUGGGAAUGUGACCGCCAUCAUACAGAGGAUGUACUCCAGAUGGAGUCUCUAUCACACCAGAACCAAGGACCUAAAGGAUUUUAUCCGCGUGCAUCACCUUCCCCAGCAGCUCAAGCAGAGAAUGCUUGAGUACUUUCAGACAACCUGGUCAGUCAACAAUGGAAUAGAUUCAAAUGAGCUUCUGAAAGACUUUCCAGAUGAGCUGCGCUCUGACAUCACAAUGCAUCUAAACAAGGAGAUCUUACAGCUGUCGCUGUUUGAAUGUGCCAGCCGGGGUUGCCUCAGAUCUUUGUCUCUCCAUAUCAAAACUUCAUUCUGUGCUCCAGGAGAGUAUCUGCUACGCCAGGGAGAUGCUCUGCAGGCCAUCUACUUUGUGUGUUCAGGCUCCAUGGAGGUUCUUAAAGACAGCAUGGUAUUGGCUAUUCUAGGAAAGGGGGAUUUAAUUGGAGCAAAUCUAUCAAUUAAAGACCAAGUGAUCAAGACCAAUGCUGACGUGAAGGCACUGACCUACUGUGAUCUUCAGUGCAUCAUCCUUAAAGGGCUCUUUGAGGUCCUGGGCCUUUACCCUGAGUACGCACACAAAUUUGUAGAAGACAUCCAGCAUGACCUCACGUACAAUCUUCGAGAAGGUCAUGAGAGCGAUGUAAUAUCAAGAUUAUCAAACAAAACGGCAGUCUCACAGGCAGAACCCAAGGGGAAUGGAAGCAUCAACAAGAGACUUCCAUCCAUUGUGGAAGAUGAGGAAGAGGAGGAAGAGGUGGAGGAAGAGGAGACCACAUCCCUCUCUCCCAUCUAUACAAGGGGAUCCUCUGUUUCAUGCAAUAAAAAGAUUGGAAGUAAUAAGAGUUGUCUAGGUUUAAGCCUAAAGCAACUAGCCUCAGGGACAGUACCAUUUCACUCACCAAUCAGAGUCUCCACUGCCACCUCCCCUAAAACCAAGCAGGAGUCUGACCCACCUAAUCAUGACAGAAGGAAAGAGAAGCACCUAAAAGUACAGCUUUGCAGCCUGAAUACUGUGGGAACCCCAGAUCUCAGUCCAAGGAUUGUUGAUGGAACUGAAGAUGGCAAUAGCAGUAAGGAGACUCAGACUUUUGACUUUGGCUCUGAACAAAUCAGGUCGGAGCCCAGAAUUUCCCCUACCCUUGGAGACUCAGAGAUCGGAGCCGCUGUUCUGUUCAUCAAGGCUGAAGAAACCAAGCAGCAGAUAAACAAGCUCAACAGUGAGGUGACAACAUUGGCUCAGGAGGUUUCCCAACUAGGGAAAGAUAUGAGGAACAUCAUGCAACUUCUGGAAAAUAUCUUGUCACCUCAGCAACCACCAAGAUUUUGCUCUCUGCAUCCCACUCCAAUGUGUCCUUCCAGAGAAAGCUUACAGACUAGGGUAAGCUGGAGUGCUCAUCAGCCUUGCCUACAUUUUCAGGCAGGUGGAGCACAACUUUAUCAUGGUAAUGCCACCUCUGACAUCUGGAGUGUGGAUCCCUCCUCUUUGUGCAACAGCCCUCAACGAACUGAAACUCAUGAGCAAACCCCAGCAGACAGUGAACUGCUUCAUUCUCCAAACCACUGCCAGGUUAUCCAGGAAGGUCAUUUGCAGUUCCUAAGGUGCAUCUCUCCCCAUUCUGAUACCACGCUGACACCUUUGCAGUCCAUCUCAGCCAGUCUCUCCUCCUCUGUCUGCUCCUCUUCAGAAACAUCCUUGCACCUAGUUCUCCCAAGUAGAUCAGAAGAAGGCAGCAUCACCCACAGACCUGUGAGUUCUUUCAGUUUGGAAAAUUUACCAGGCUCUUGGGACCGAGAAGCCUCUACAGAACCAUUGGAGAACUUUCCAGUGGAAGUUGUCACAAGCACAGUAGACGCAAAGGACAGCAAAGCCAUAAACGUAUGAUAUCAGCACCUAGGGGCAGCUUUCGAUGCCAAACUGCUGCUGCAUGACUGCUCUAGUUUGCCUUUUGGGCCUCUAGUA
Molecule: messenger RNA, 3360 nt
Organism: Chionomys nivalis (European snow vole)
Lineage: Eukaryota; Metazoa; Chordata; Mammalia; Rodentia; Cricetidae
Gene: Kcnh8
Product: potassium voltage-gated channel subfamily H member 8
Exons: 16
Coding region: 1-3282 (1093 amino acids)
Biological process (GO): regulation of membrane potential; potassium ion transmembrane transport
Cellular component (GO): membrane
Molecular function (GO): voltage-gated potassium channel activity
Source: RefSeq, a predicted model, not a curated record